AUGGAUUACACUUUUAAGAAGCCAACGCUGGAGGCGUACACAAUCCUGUUCAGAGUGGAAAAGGGCCAGGAAGAGCCCUCUGUGCUGGAAGAGUAUUUGAAGGCCAGAAGCAUGACGGGGCUGCUUCGGGAGUAUGCGCAAAGGGGGAUUCUCUCCUGCCAAGUUGCCCCGGAAGAGGAGGUUGAAAUGAACGGGCUUGCAGAGGAGGAGCUUCUGAAGCUGUCGGCAAAGUACUCCUCCGAGGUGGAGUAUGCGCUUUUUUUAAAGGCGUCCAGGAGGCUUAUGGAGUACAACAAGUCGCUUAUGGUUAGAUUUGACAUAUGCACGGCGCAGGCAAGGAUGCUGAUACUACUGGGACGGAGCGAGGAGCUAGAAAAAAAAAUGGGCGAGAUCGAGUCAGUGAUCGAGCUGGGAAUAGACUGGGGAAGAAAGAACAAGUUCAAAGUGUACAAGAGUCUGUACCACAUUCUGCGGGGCGAGCACGAAACAGCCUCGGAGCUGCUGAUUGACGCGCUCUCCACGUUUGAAGGCGAGGAGCUCAUGACGUACUCCGAGCUUGUCAAGUACUGUCUUUUUUGCGGGCUUAUGACGCUGUCCAGACAAAGCAUCCGCAGCAAGCUGGUUGAGUCCAGCGAGGUGUGCGAAGCUGCCAGAUGCAUUCCAAGCGCGCUGGACUUGCUGCUCUCUUUGGACAGGUGCGACUACUCUGGGCUCUUCAAGAGCUUGUGCAAGUUUGCCGAGGGCCUCAAGGACAGUGCCUAUUUAUACGACAAGAUAGACUACUUUGUAUACAAAAUGAAGGUGAGGUCGUACAACCAGCUUUUUAUGAGCUACACUGCAAUCUCCAUCAAGCAGAUGUCGUCUAUUUUUGGAGUGAGCGAGCAGUACAUACUCUGCGAUGUUGAAAUGAUGAUCCUGCGCGGAGACAUGCGGUGCAAGAUAAACCACCAGAACAUGAUGGUUUACAAGACCCCCGCCGAUGUCGCCGAUAGAAUUGGGGCGCAGGCCGAGGAGAUAAUUCAUACAAUACAGAAAAUGAUAGCAAAUGAAUAA
Messenger RNA from Nematocida major, 1053 nucleotides. Its product is annotated as 26S proteasome regulatory subunit N7. Lineage: Eukaryota; Fungi; Microsporidia. Gene Ontology annotation, biological process: proteasome-mediated ubiquitin-dependent protein catabolic process. The coding region runs from base 1 to 1053 and encodes 350 amino acids. The record is from RefSeq and is a predicted model, not a curated record. The transcript has a single exon.